CAGUGAGCGCCGGCGUUCACUAACCCCGUUGGGGGGCGACUGUUGGCUACCAGGCCGCGCGACAACGGCACAGGCCUCACGUUCGGCUGCCGCGCCAGAUUAUGGGUUUCUUCAAAAAGGCCGAGAUCGACAAGAACUAUGACAUCGAGAAGAGCCAGCUGGGCUCUGGCAACUUUGCCGUCGUCAAGCUUGCCACAUACAAGGGCCCGGAGAAGAGCGGGGUUCCCCUCAAGAAGGGCGACAAGGUUGCCGUCAAGCAGAUAGACAAGGCUAAGGUUGAGGACAUGAAUGAUAUCACGCGCGAGAUCGAGAUCAUGCAAAACACAAAGCACCCGAACGUCAUCACCCUCUUCGAGAUCUACGACGAGCCGAAGCGCAUGUCCCUCGUGAUGGAGCUCGUCACGGGCGGAGAGCUCUUCGACCGGAUCGUCGCUAAGAGCCAGUACACCGAGAAGGAGGCUGCGGACUGCAUGAAGCAGCUCUGCACCGCCCUCGCCUACCUGCACAGCCAAAACGUCGUCCACCGCGACCUCAAGCCGGAGAACAUCCUUUACGCGGCGGCGGAGGACGACCCGUCCGGCCACGGCAACCUGAUCAAGGUCGCUGACUUUGGUCUCGCGCGCGUCGUCUCUGGCUCGACCGUCAUGAAGACGGCUUGCGGGACGCCGGGGUACGUGGCGCCCGAGAUUCUGAAGAACAAGGGCUACGAUUCGGGCAAGGUGGACAUCUGGUCGGCGGGCGUGAUCCUCUACAUCCUACUGUGCGGCUUCCCGCCCUUCUACGAGGAGGAGCUGCCCGCGCUCUUCGACCAGAUCCUGCACGCGCGCUACGACUUCCCCUCGCCCUGGUGGGACAACAUCUCGCCCGACGCCAAGAACUUGGUGAAGGCGAUGCUGACGCUGGACCCGCUCAAGCGGAUUAGCGCCGACGAUGUGCUCAGCCAUCCCUGGAUAAAGGGCGGCGCGCCGGACACGGAGCUGGAGGGGGCGAAGGCGUCGCUCAAAAAGUACCAGGCGAGUAGGAAGCUCAAAAAGGCGGCGCUCGGCAUCAUCGCGCAGAACCGGAUCAGUGCGAUGGCGGCGCAGAUGAAGGAGCUGCAGGUUGGGGGGGACGGGAAGUAGCCCGCCACACGCCCCAGCCUCGGGAAUGGCGCCGCUGCUCCUGCUCUACACCUCGCGUCUCGGCACGAUUUGCGCUCGCACCUCGCCGUGCUACCAGUCAGGGGAGCGCAGGGUCUCUCCAACUCUCCCCAACACGGUCACCGACAUGCGCCCCCCGGGUCCGAUAACCGCUACCUAGCAACUGUGUUCGAUGUACACCCUCUUCUGUCGCCAUACAGCUCGUGUGACAGCGGUGGGCUCGCCCUCACAGCUCACUGGCCCUCAGUCACUUGUGCUGCGGCUUGUGUGAGCGACACUGCUCGGCUCGACUCGUGCCGUCUGCCGGCACACUGUCACUGACAUCACUGUGUGAGACCAUGGGAGAGAAGGUAAAAUCACGCUACCCCAGCGCUUCGUUACA
Messenger RNA from Emiliania huxleyi CCMP1516, 1521 nucleotides. RefSeq lists its product as hypothetical. The coding region runs from base 102 to 1121 and encodes 339 amino acids. The record is from RefSeq and is a predicted model, not a curated record. Lineage: Eukaryota; Haptophyta; Isochrysidales; Noelaerhabdaceae. The transcript is spliced from 12 exons. Gene Ontology annotation, biological process: protein phosphorylation. Gene Ontology annotation, molecular function: protein kinase activity; ATP binding.